Messenger RNA from Phytomonas sp. EM1, 3678 nucleotides. The record is from the annotation of a GenBank genome assembly. NCBI's taxonomy places the organism in Eukaryota, Euglenozoa, Kinetoplastea, Trypanosomatida, Trypanosomatidae.
AUGGCAAUCCCCCCCAAAAUGCUUGAGCGCCGUACGGUGUUCGGUGUACGGGAAAAUGUCAAGGAUGGUAUCCAGUAUCUCGAUGACGACAACAUUGUUUGGGUUGCAGGUACUACUCUCAUCCUCUUGGAUACUCAGAUGGGCGUACAAGAACUUACUCCAUGCUCUCCUUCGUGUGAAUCCGUUACUGCAAUGACUCUAUCGUUGAAUCAUCAUGUCCUAGCUGUUGCAGAAAGUGGGUCCAACCCUUGCAUAGCUGUUUACUUGUUCGAUGCAACCACGAAGCCGCGCCUGCGGGGCAAGAAGAUAUUGCAGAUCUCCGAUGUAGGCUCGUCUGAGUACGUUUCAUUAAGCUUUUCUCAGGACGGAAAGUACUUAGCAGCUCUGGGAGGAUUUCCAGAGUGGAAGAUAGUCUACUGGAAUGUCGGGAGGGCCAAAGUUCUCUCAGCGUGUUCUGUGACAGGAAGGGAGAAUAUAGCCGCUGACCGCCACUAUCUCAACCAGUGCAGUAUUUCCCCUAACAAUCCUGGACUUCUAUGUGUGUCGGGACCAAAAACUGUUCGAUUUUUCAAACUAGUAGAUAACCAAUUAACUGCAUGUCAAACGACGCGUGGUUUGAAUGGAAAUGUGGCGGAUUGCCUUGCUCACACAUGGAUAAUUUCAGACCCGUACCAGCUUAUCGUUUCUACUUCGAACGGUGACCUCCUCCUGUUUGACAACAUGGAGUACCAGUAUCCACUCCCUAUUUCACCUUCCGAUGGUAUCCCUCUUCAUGCACUGAAGGCGUAUAGUAAAGGCUUUGUUUGUGGUGGUGACAUGGGAUUGAUUAUCAUAUUUGAGAGGACAGAUAACAAGGAGAUGUACCGUAAGGUGCGCAGUUUUCAGUUUACUUCUGAUGGUGAGCCUCGAAAGGAGACGGUAUCCCUAACCAACCAGCAGGACAUGCCUAUAAUUCUUUCCUUUACGAUUACCCCUCCUCCAGCAGAGGAGACUUUGGCCUUUCUUACUAGCACCAAGCAAAUAUAUUGCUUGAACUUACCUAAUGUUGAUUUUAACCGUGUUGACGAUUAUGUAUUUCAGCCCGUUGGCCAGCCUUUUCAUACGGGGCCUGUAGUAGGCGUGGAUAUGAGUUCUCAGCGCCCGCUCGUCGUCACGGCCAGUCGAAAUGGCCAGGUUUUUAUUUGGAACAGCAUUACCAACAGUGUAGAGAUGCGUAAAAGGUUUAAUUCCGAAAUUCGUAGCGUCGCGAUACAUCCGUCUGGGCUCCACCUAUUGGUUGGCUUUGUGGAAAGCUUGAAGCUGAUGAAUAUAUACGCCAAGGAUAUACGAGAGUUCAAGACCAUUGAUAUUCGUUCUUGCUGCGCAUGUGCAUUCAGCACUGGAGGCCAGUUCUACGCCGCUGCACACUCCUCUACUAUACACGUAUACUUUACAUACACCUGUGAGUUACUAGGCCACUUGCGUGGACACAGCGGAAAGGUUAAGAGUCUCUACUUUGUUCCUCCAGAUGAUACACGAAUUAUUUCUACUGGGGCAGAUGGUGCCAUCUACGAGUUCAAUCUGAUGGACUUUCACAAAGUUAACGACAAUGUAGUCAAGGCCAUUGCAUAUAACUGUUCCGUCGCCGAUGUAGGCACCAUUUGGGCGGCCGGGAACGAUCGAAAGCUGAGACAACUAGACCGUCACAGUCUGCAAAAAUGUGUGGAACACGAUCUGCACAACGCCUCGAUGCUUUCCAUGGCGAUAAGCGUUCAGAUGAAGCUUCUCUUCGGGGGCUGCGAUGACGGUACCGUGCGGGUGCUGAACACGUACUUGGGGGAGAAGCUCUUUGAUCGUGAUCGUGAGUCACUAAAGUCAAACACUGGUACUCGCCCCAGUAUUACCAUCGAGACGCAUCCUGCGCACACAGGUGGAGUUAGUAUGCUGGCCUUGAGUUAUAACGAAAGUGUCUUAGUGAGUGUUGGGGAAGAUGGCUUGGUGGUGCUUUGGGAUGUGGUAGCACCACAUCGUGGCGGGCGUGCCGAAAUCGAGUACUCUAAUGAGCUACUCAUCGACAGACAUGAGCUGGAGAAGAUUGCCAAGUUAAUUGAGUCUUUACAAAAUCAGGUGAUAGAUUUAAAGCAACGCAUGGUUCAGCAGCAAUUGGAGCGGGAGCAGUCACAUGAGGAGAAUAUUGCGAAAAUGGAGCGUGAUUACCGCCGUGAACUCUCCAAGCUGACAGAGAAGAUCAACGCACUGGAUUCCGAAAAAAAUGAACAGGCCAUUCGCUUUACUGAGUAUAUGGCGGAAUUAGAAGCGAAGACCCAUGAGACUACCGAACAGACGGAAGAAGAUUAUAGCGCCAAAAUCUCGUCGAUGCAUGACCGUGUGAAUCAGCUCCGUAUCCUUCUUUCCGAGCAGCGCGCGGAGUAUGAAAGUAAAGUUGCUGAGAUUCGUCGUGAAGCCGCAGCCCAGCGUGCCGCGCAGCAGGUGCAAAGGACUCAAUCACUGCAGCAGCUCGAGGAACAGUAUCAUGCGCUGCUGCUGAAAAAGGAGCAGAAUGACGCAGAAACCGAGGCCAUGAACAAGUGGAUUGAAGAGGAUAAUGAUAUAGAGCUAAUCAAAUGCAAAGAAAGUUACGAGAAGAGACGUCGCGAGCAAGAGGAGGAACUAGCGGCAUUACAGAUUGCUAACAGCUUGAUGUUUGCACAGGAAAACAUCAAAAAGACUGAGUUGGCGUCCAAAACGGCAGACGUGAUGGAUAAGUUGCGACAACAGGCCACGCUAGAGGGCCAGAUAGACACAGCCAAGCACGACAUCAAGGCAUUGACGAAUGAGCUACGUGAGCGAGGAGAUGCGAUAGAGGAAAAGGAGAGACGCAUUGCUGACCUGCAACUAAAGAACCAGGGGCUGAAUAAGUUCAAGUUCGUGCUUGAGUACAAAAUAAAGGAGUUGAAGGCACAAAUUGAACCUCGUGAGGCUGAGAUACGCUCGGCUACCGAAAAGCUUACUUGCAUGGAUGCUGAAGCCGAGCGGUAUCAACAUAGCAACGAAAAUUUAGUGUUGCAGAUCCGUAAUUUGCGUCAGAAGAGGGCUGGGCGCCAGAAAGAAGUUGACUCACUCACUACUAAGAUGAAAGCUGUUGAGGAGUUCCAAUCUCGCCUCUGGACGGAACUUUGUGAUGUACACGACGAGAUACACAACCCACGUAGACUCAAGGAGAUGGCCAAGGCACUUUUUGAUAAGUACACCUCUAAUAAACCACAACCUGCAGUUCAAAAAACUCUGACCUCUCGAACCGCGACUGACGAAGUUCGCGAUUAUCACCGCGAGCGUGACCAUCUGGAGCGCAACUUGGCAAGUCUAAAAAAAAAAGUUAACAGAGACGCUGAGAACAACCGGGCUGACAAGAAUCGUAUUUUAUCUGAAAAUGUCAUUUUAGUAAAGGAAAUCAAUGACUUGAGAAAGGAGGCUCGAACACUGGCAAUCAAGGUUGGCAUAAUACGUCCGACUGAUCCGAGUGCGUCUGCGGCUUAUGAAGAAUCGUACCUGCGCGAGUUGGAGACCUACAAGGCUGAAUUGACGAAAUUGAAGCAGAUUGCUGAAAGAUUGGAGGGGAAACUUAAGGCUAAAAAUAUAUCUAUUCCAGGUAUGAGUGGAAUGAAAUCAGAUUGUGGAGGGAAGGGGAUAGGGUUGUAG